Gloeophyllum trabeum ATCC 11539 is the source of this 819-nucleotide messenger RNA. Its product is annotated as Clavaminate synthase-like protein. The annotation marks the transcript as partial. Gene Ontology annotation, molecular function: oxidoreductase activity. The transcript has 2 exons. The record is from RefSeq and is a predicted model, not a curated record. NCBI's taxonomy places the organism in Eukaryota, Fungi, Basidiomycota, Agaricomycetes, Gloeophyllales, Gloeophyllaceae.
AAGAAACCCGAGAAGACUUUCUCGUUUCCGCCUGGCACGACAUUUAGAGCCUGGUCCAAGGACGAGGGCUUAGCCCAGGUUUCGUUAUACCGUGAAGCAUUAUACAAGCAUGGAGUUGCUAAAAUCCAAUGCGAAUUCGGAGGGACCAUCGAGGACAAGUCGGCGCUGUUGCUUGAAAUUGUCGAGGCGCUCGGCAAGGCCGACACCCAUUCUGCAACCGAGGGCGCCUUAUGGGACAUCAAAAACAAGCCAGAGGGCGUGAUAUCCAAAGGGACAGGACAAAAAGCCGUUGCAAUUUCCCACACACUCGACGAAUUCUCUUGGCAUAUUGACGGAUCUUUCGAGGAAAAGCCGACGCGGUUCUUUGGUUUUCACAUCAUCCAUCCCGACAAGCAGGGCGGAGGCGUCUUCCGUCUUUUGCCCGUAGCCGACAUCGUCGCCGCUCUCCCGCCUGACGUCACCGAGAUCUUGGCGACCAAGGAAUUUAACAUCAAGGUUCCUCCCGAGUUCUUCAAGGGCGUUCACACUUUGCGUAAACCGCUGCUGGAACGCCCAGCGAACGGACCGGCGCUCAUCCGGUACAGGAAGGGCGUCACCACUGCAGACGAGAACGACAAAGAGGCAGUGAGGGCUAUUCGGGUUCUCGAGAGCCUCUUGGGGAAGGAGGACACCGGAUUCGCCGUCCCUGCGGAGCACUUCAAAGAGGACACCCUCUUGUUACUGGAUAACCGCCGUUUCCUUCACUCUCGAACCGCGAUUCGGGAUCCAAACAGAUGGCUCCGCAGGGUCCGGUUUCACGCUGACUCGGCGGCGGCGUAG